AUGGACCCCCCUGGGCGCACCCCUGGCCGCGGGGUCACGACUAAGGGGCUGCUGCUCCGGGCGGCCGCGGCCGCGACGGGACUUAAGGAAGACCUGGGGGCCGCGGCCGCCCGGCCUUGGAGGGGCCUGUUCCCGAUCCCCAAGCCUGGAGAAGAGGAGGCGGCGGCGGCUGCUGGACACGAGUUCCUACUGCCAAAUGAAAGAAGCUUUCAUAAUGCUGCUAAAAGCAAUAAUUUGGAUCUUAUGGAGAAGCUGUUUGAAAAGAAGGUUAACAUUAAUGCCGUGAACAAUAUGAACCGCACAGCUCUGCAUUUUGCAGUAGGAGGAAAUCAUUUAUCUGCAGUGAAUUUCUUGCUUGAUCACAAGGCCAGGGUGGAUGUUGCUGACAAGCACGGCUUGACAGCAAUUCACCUUGCAGCCUGGUCUGGAAGCCUCGAGAUCAUGCUCAUGCUGGUUAGAGCUGGAGCUGACCAGAGAGCCAAGAAUCAGGAUGGAAUGAAUGCCCUCCACUUUGCAGCUCAGAGCAAUAGUGUGCGCAUUGUGGAGUAUCUCAUUCAAGAUCUGCACCUGAAGGACCUGAACCAGCCUGAUGAGAAAGGAAGAAAACCGUUUCAUUUGGCAGCUGAGAGGGGCCACGUUGAAAUGAUAGAAAAACUUAUCUUUUUUAAUCUUCACACUUCAGAAAAAGACAAGGAGGGAAACACUGCCCUGCACCUUGCUGCAAAGCAUGGUCACAGUCCUGCAGUGCAGUUGCUGCUAACUCAGUGUCAAGAAAUAAAUGAGACCAAUGAGCUCAAUGUCAGUGGUUUGGAGAUAGCAACCCAGAAUGGUCAUGCGUCCCUCGUCAACUUUCUUCUCAAUGAGAACGUUGCUCUGCACCAGAAAGUGGAACCUAAGGAGUCCCCUCUUCAUUUAGCUGUUAUCAACAACCAUAUCACAGUUGUAAAAAGCUUACUAAGUGCACAGCAUGACACUGACAUCUUAAAUCAGAGGCAUCAAACUCCUCUGCAUGUAGCUGCCGACCUUGGAAAUGUGGAGGUGGUGGAAGCCCUUCUGAAGGCCGGCUGUGACUUGAAGGUUGUCGAUAAGCAAGGAAAGACAGCGCUGGCUGUGGCCUCCAGGAGCAACCACAGCCUUGUUGUGGACAUGCUCAUUAAAGCAGAGAGAUACUAUGCCUGGCGAGAGGAGCAUCAUGAGAGUGCCAGGGACCCACCAGCAGGCUCUACUCUGACAUUCAAGCAAGAUCACAGUCUGGAGACCAGGCAUGUUCGCACGCUCCUCUGGAACCUGGCUUACCAUCAGCUGAAGGCCAGUGAGUGGCAGAGACUGGCCCGUUUGUGGAACUUUACAGAUGACCAGAUCAGAGCCAUUGAGGAGCAGUGGUCAGGAAAUGAAAGCUUCCGUGAACAUGGCCACCGGGCUCUGCUCAUCUGGCUGCACGGGGCCCUGAUGACACAGGCUGAUCCGGCCAAGCACCUGUAUGAAGAGCUGGUACGCGCAGGUUUCCCAGAAUUGGCUGAAAAAAAUUGUCAAUUCAAAAGCAAAACCGACUCAAGCUCUAAGAAAUGUGAAGUUUCAUAA
Cynocephalus volans (Philippine flying lemur) is the source of this 1581-nucleotide messenger RNA. RefSeq names its product ankyrin repeat and death domain containing 1B (gene ANKDD1B). NCBI's taxonomy places the organism in Eukaryota, Metazoa, Chordata, Mammalia, Dermoptera, Cynocephalidae. The record is from RefSeq and is a predicted model, not a curated record. The coding region runs from base 1 to 1581 and encodes 526 amino acids. Gene Ontology annotation, biological process: positive regulation of transcription by RNA polymerase II; signal transduction. The transcript has 14 exons. Gene Ontology annotation, cellular component: nucleus. Gene Ontology annotation, molecular function: protein binding; transcription cis-regulatory region binding.